AUGUCUCCGACACCACAAAACCGCCAACACCUCUCCUCGACAACAACCCUACUGAUCCUCGUCUUCCUGAUCAUCUGCCUCUUUCCCAAUUUAUUCCACUUUCUCUGGCAGCUUCCCCUCACGCUCCUGGGCUUCGCAUCUUCCACGCCGCGCAGGUCAACCCCACGUCAUACCCCACCAUCAGCGACAAUGACGGGCUCUUGGUUCCAGAAGCAGUUCACGCUGCCAGCGCGCUCCCGCGGUUCCUACCUCAUCACAGACGAGGUUGUGAGCCAGCUUCCCGAGCUCAAGAACUACAAGGUCGGCAUUCUGCACCUGUUUGUGCAGCAUACGAGCUGCGCUCUCAGCCUCAACGAGAACUGGGACGACGAUGUCCGGGCCGACAUGAGCGACGCGCUGGACCGCAUCGCACCCGAAGCCGGCCCCAAGGGACAGGAGCUGUACCGCCACAGCGCCGAGGGUCCUGAUGACAUGCCCGCUCACAUCAAGAGCGCUCUGGUGGGCGCAAGCGUCACCAUUCCCAUCAAGGACGGCAGACUCGCUACGGGAACGUGGCAAGGAAUCUGGUACCUGGAGUUCAGAGCCAGCAGGCACCAGCGCCGGCUCGUCGCCACCAUCCAGGGAGAGCCCAAGGCAUAA
Messenger RNA from Colletotrichum gloeosporioides, 639 nucleotides. RefSeq names its product UPF0047 protein C4A8.02c. The record is from RefSeq and is a predicted model, not a curated record. The transcript has 3 exons. NCBI's taxonomy places the organism in Eukaryota, Fungi, Ascomycota, Sordariomycetes, Glomerellales, Glomerellaceae. The coding region runs from base 1 to 639 and encodes 212 amino acids.